This is a messenger RNA of Caenorhabditis auriculariae, 3398 nucleotides long. NCBI's taxonomy places the organism in Eukaryota, Metazoa, Nematoda, Chromadorea, Rhabditida, Rhabditidae. The record is from the annotation of a GenBank genome assembly.
AUGGGCAAAGAGAAGAAGUCAAAAAACAGGAAACGCUCACGUUCCCGAAGCCGCGAUGAAAAACGGUCAAGAAAACGUCACAACUCGUCGUCCUCCAGUUCAAGUGAUGAUAAUAAAUUGGAGGUUUGUAUAAUUGAAAAUUAAAUUUAAUCGAAAACUAAAUUUCAGUCCAAACUGAGCGAUGAGCGAUCGAGACGUAAAAAGGAGCGAAAAUUGGAAAAGCAGAGGUUGAAGGAUACUGAAACGGCAGAGGAGCGGAUGCUCCGGAGAAAAGAAAAGAAGCUGAAGAAGGUUUUUGGGAAAAUUGUUUUUCAUUUUGAUUUUUGCUUUCUCAGGAUCAAAAAAGAAAAGCGGCGGUGGAAACUUCGAUUCCCGACGAGUUGGCCUACACGAACCUGAAUAAUCCGUUUAAUGACACGAAAUUGACGGAAACCUUCGUGUGGGGCAAGAAGUUGGAGCGUGAGGGAAAGUCUCACUUGUCGAGGAAGGAAAUCGAGAAAGAGUUGGUUUUAUUCAAUUUUUUUUUUUGUUAUUUUUAUUGAUUUUGUUGGCAUUUUUUUAAUCUGGUUCGUUCAAAAAAAUUAUUUCUGGUUUUUUUAAGGAGCACAGACAAAAUUUUGAGAAGGUCUAGAGGCGAAAAAAACUUAUUAAAAAGUAUCGCCAGGGGUUUUUAAGAAAAUUCGGUCAAAAAAAUAUAAUUUAGAAUUAUUUUUUAGCGGAAUCGGCCUCAAAGUUUUUUUGAAUCAUUUUAGUUUAAAAAUUUCCAAGGUUUAUUAGGCAUUUCUGGAGGUUUUUUUAAGGUUUUUGAAGCUUUUUCCCAAAGGGAUACAGUCAUUAUGAAAAAAAGAGUCGAUAUUUGAACUUGAUAAACUAUGAAAAUAAUGGGAAAACAGGCAUUUCGGGCCAUUUUUCUCUUCCUGGAAUAAUUUAAUAGUUGUUUUUCGAUUUGAAAAACUAUUAAGGAUUUAUUUUUCUCCCUCAGAGCCCGGAAACGGAUCGAAAGGAAUCUCCACGAGGCCCAGGAGUUCAAAAGGGUCAGAGAUGCCCGACUAGCGGCUCGUGAGGACAUGGACAUGAUGCAAAGGGACGCCGACCGACGUGAAGUCUCCAAUUGGGACUCCAAGGAGCAGCAGUUUCAGCUGGAUCAAGCUAAGGUAGCUCUCAAGUGAAAUAUGGAUUUUUUGUACCUUUUUUUUGUUCUCAGGCGAACCCUGGUAAGAUGUAUAGAAGCUAGAAGGUCCUGGGAAAGCAUUUGAAAGGUGUUCGGAAGGUAGAUGGAAGGCUAUAAGAGAAAAAGCUUGUUGAAAGGCUUUCGGCAGGCUUUUUUUCUGAGUAGAAGGUGUUCAGAAGUUAUAUGGAAGGCGUUCGACUUUUUGCUGGAAAGCUUCCGAACCCCUUCUGAGGGACCGAAAGCAUGUCUUCCCAACUUUUACCUGAGUUCCAAAAUUAUUCGAUAGGACUCUUCAAAAAUAUACUUCAAUUUUUUUGAAACAGUCCAAUCAUAUGUUUUCACCCGCUAACUGUCAAAAAACAUCACCUAAAAAGCACGUAAAUGUCACUUUUAAAAUCCGAAAAAUUGAGCUUUUGUACUGACCAAGGAAUGGUCUUUGGACGCAGUGAGACUUUUGAAUGAGACCAUCUUUUCUAGAUGUAGCUUUUCUCGUAGAUUUCAAAUCAGAUCUCAAAAAUCGCCCAACACGUCGGUGAAAAAAGUUAGGAACUCUCAAAAGACGGAAAUUUCGGUGUCUCGAUUGAGCUUAUUUUUGGAGGGUAUGUACAGUACCGCCCAAACGGUUGUGAACUUUUAGUUUUUUUGGGCCUAACUUUUUCCCUAAGUAUAGAUAUUAAUCUGAAAAAUUUUUUUCAGGACUUUUUGUAGGAUUAAAAUGUAUACUCAAAAGAUUUCACAGAAAAAAAUAUGCAAGAAAAAAAAAUUUUUGUGUCAUUUUUUUCGAAAUUUUUGUAAAAUACGAAUUUUCCGAAUAUUCAAUUUAAACCCCGAUAACUAAUCACAGCUUGGCACCGACGAGGCAUUGAGUCCAUCAAAGUAUCGAUGACCGAAACUAUCGUAUACUAACCCAUUAAGCAGUCUUUCGAAGCUCGAGAAAAGAUUUCUUGAAGAUCGGUUGUUUUUCCAGCGCGCUAGACCUGAAAAACCAAAAGUUCACAACCUUUUGGGCGGUACUGUAGAUCUAGUCUCUUUGGUUACAGAAAACCAGUAUUUUUCAGGAAAAAAAAGUUGGAGCGAUCAUAUGACUUUUCAAAAUUUUCUGUAACCAGAGGGACAAGAUCUACAUACCCUCCAAAAAAGCUCAAAUUUCCGACAUUUGAGAGCCCCUUACUUUUUUCAAAGACGUUUUGGGCAACUUUUGAGACCAGAUUUGAAAUCAGGGUGGAAAAUUACAUCUAGAAAAGCUGGUAUCAUUCAGAAGUCCCUGGUGAACAAUGUCUUUUGCUUUCUACAUCUCAAAAAAUUUAGUUCCACCUAUCUCUAAAAAAAGAAGGAUUUUCAUCCUCGGAAAUAAAAUUGAAAUAUUCUAGGAACGCUCAAGGAUCCGAAUCGCACAGAACCGAGCGAAAGCUAUCGAUAUUUUGUCGAGGUAGGCCUUGAAAUUCUCAUUUUUCCCAGUAACAGCCAUUAUUUUCCAGGUAUAUCCGGUAUGGUGAUGAGGAUAAAACCGACGAGGAGAAGAAAAACGAAGAGGAAUUUGAGCUGGAAGACCCCUUGAGCUGUUUGAAGGACCUGACGUCGGACGAUUAUGAGGACUUGAUCGAGGAUAUCAAGGUGAGAAAUGGAAAAAAAGUUUUAUGUCUUGUAAUUUUUUCUGCUGUUUUCAUGAGCUUCAAAGUUAACCAAAAUAUGAAAAUUUAAUCAAAUUUAAAAAAAUUCCAAUUGAAAGAGGUUUCAGUUUUUUUCGCGGUGAGACUCAGAAAAAAAAAUUUUUUUCAAUAAGAACUCAAGUAUCUAGGCUUCCUCAAAAAUGCGGCGAAAAUUCAAAUUUUCGCUCUCUUUCUUAGAUUUCGAUUUUUAUUCAUAUAUUCAUUUUUUUCGGAAAUUUCUAGCUCGUUUUGUUUCUCUGAGCUCAUUUUAUUGAAUUUUGAUUGCAAGUUUUUUUGUUCCUUCCGUAUAUUUUUUCUUGAAACCCCUAAAAAUAACUUAAGUGUUUACUUUAAAGCUAUCAGAUUCAUUAGAAAUUUCAAAAAAUGUUCAAAAAUCCCGAAAAAAAACAUAAUUCCAGGUCUACCGCCGCCUGGAAGACGACAAGCACAUGAGCUUCUGGACCGACUUCCGGACGAUCGUCGACGACGAGCUCAAGAAGCGGCGGGAGGAAGACGGGCGUCGCGAGGGAAUCCACGGCUCCUUGAAGACGGAGGUCAUGGCCAUGUUCAAGGUAUGA